Messenger RNA from Eruca vesicaria subsp. sativa (arugula), 642 nucleotides. NCBI's taxonomy places the organism in Eukaryota, Viridiplantae, Streptophyta, Magnoliopsida, Brassicales, Brassicaceae. The record is from the annotation of a GenBank genome assembly.
AUGGCCUCAAAGCUCGGCAUGAUGUCUCUCUUCGAACCAGACGGCACCGUGGUCCCCGUAACCGUCGUUGGUUUCCACGAAGGCAACACCGUGACACAAGUCAAAACCUCAGCCACCGACGGAUACGAUGCCGUUCAAGUCGGUUACCGCCGCGUACGCGAAAAGAAACUAACCAAACCGGAAACCUGUCACCUCCAAAAAUCCGGUAUAAUCCCUUUAAGACAUCUCCAGGAGUUUCGGUUGACCAAUGUCGAAGGGUUUGAACCGAACCAGAUGCUUGUGUUCGACGAGAUUUUCAAGGAAGGGGAUUUUGUCGACGUGGCGGGGACGACGAUAGGGAAAGGGUUCCAGGGAGGGAUCAAGAGGCAUAAUUUCAAGAGAGGGCAGAUGACUCAUGGGUCGAAGAGUCAUAGGGCUUUGGGGUCGAUUGGUGCGGGGACGACGCCUGGGAGGGUUUACAAAGGGAAGAAGAUGCCUGGGAGGAUGGGUGGGACCAGGACUAAGAUUAGGAAGCUUAGGAUUGUUAGGGUUGAUAAGGAGUUAAAUGUUGUGUUGAUUAAUGGUGCUUUGCUUGGUAAGCCUGGGAAUCUUCUUAGGAUUACUCCUGCUAAGAUUGUUGGAGUCAAUAUCCCAAAGAACUAG